Acaulospora morrowiae is the source of this 2129-nucleotide messenger RNA. Lineage: Eukaryota; Fungi; Glomeromycota; Glomeromycetes; Diversisporales; Acaulosporaceae. The record is from the annotation of a GenBank genome assembly.
CGGGACUUAUCAGACAACAUCUUUUAGAAAAAGAAGGUUGGAUACCAACUCCCUUAGUUGAUUACUUGCUAAGCAAAGGAUGGCUUAUAAGCACAACUCCAAGAGAGAUCAUAUACAGUGUAGGCAAAAAGUCCCGCAUUGAGUUUCCACCAGAUCGUGAUUUAGCUGUCCGCUUUGUAGGUUCUUGUGCUCGCAAUGCACAACAAGGAACUUUAAUCAAGUAUGAAGGUGAUGAAAAGCGUGGGCAGUGGUUACAUAUCUGUUCUUUCGUCCUUGCCUAUACCCAUAUUGCUGUACUCGAACAGUUAAAACGUUUUCCAGUUGAAAAUGUAUUGCGAGUAUGCACAGAUGCCAUUUACACCACAGCAAUUCCCGAAACUAUUUUAGAUGAAACUGUAGUUGAAAUUGGGCAAGAAUUGCUCCCCGAUUUUGAUAAAAGUCUCUUUGCUAAAGCAAAAAAUAGUGCAGAGUUAGAAGAAGUGCAUGCGAAAUAUGAGGCUGAACUAGAUAAAAAAAGAAAGCAGUAUGAAUCUGUUAUUGUCCUAGAAACACCAGAAAUUAAGUACGGUCAAUGGCGCAAGAAAAAGGAGGGAUAUACUUAUCGUAAAGAAGCAUCGUCCUGGGCCAUUAAUCAUAAAGGUACACUGGAAUUCCCUCCAAGCGACGCACCCCCUCUUUCUAUUGAUUCGAAACUAAUAACAUUGCAAAAAGUUUAUCUAGUUGGCCAAGGAGGUAGUGGAAAAACAACACGAGCCAUUCGUGCAUUUCCUGGUCGAAAGGUUGUAGUUCUCACACCGGCAAACUUACUUGCAGAGUAUCAUAGAAAGCAGAAUCCGGGUUUAGUAGCUAUGACCUAUCACAAGUAUUUCCAUCUUGGAGCAACUCCAAUUGACGAGUGGGAUCCUGCAUGUCUUGGAAAAAAAGCUCUAGCUGAAAUACUUAUCUUUGAUGAGGCAUGUAUGAUUCCAAAGAAGGUAUUGCAAAGAUUAUUAUUCUAUGCCGAAAGUCGUGGGUGUCAGAAUAUUAUGUGUGGUGAUCCAGGCCAACUUACACCAUGGGGUGAUAAGGAAGGUCCACAUAAAUUCCUUACUGAAUGGGCGGAUGAAGUAAUCUGGUGCAUGGACGAUUAUCGUGCUUAUGAUCCUGAACUCAAGGCAUUAAAAUUGCGCAUGUGGAUGAAAGAUGAUAUAACUCAAUUGCAAGAAUUCCGUGGGGCUAUAUCUACAACGUCAUGGAAGAAUGCACUUACUGAGUGGACUCCGGAAGAUAUUUGGAUUUGCUCUACAAAUGAUAUGGGUAUGCGAGUUGAAAGUGCAUUAAUACAGGCUCAUAAGUUACGCUUCCUUAAUGUACCCUCAAUUAUCCGCUUCGACCUAGAUGAUAGUAUCAAGCGUAUGUAUCGUAUUCAAGGAAAACCUGUGCAGAUUCCAAGCAGUAAUGAAAUUAUCGAAGCAUAUGUUGGUACGAUGGUAAAUGUACCGCUUGAAAUAGUAUUACGUGGUCUUCCUGCUGAAUGGAAAUAUGCCGGUUGGGGAACAAUUCAUCGAAUCCAAGGACAGACUAUCGAGCCUCCAAAACGUUGUUUCAUUGUGGACCAUAGCCUGGAAGGUUGGAUUAACAAUGCCGUAUAUACAGCCUGCAGUCGAGUACGAUACAUGAAUCAAAUGAUCCGAGUUAAACCACCAGACGGCGUCCUUGAAUAUAUUGAGCCUACUGAACUUCAAGCAACUCCUUGUCCCCAAAUUAUUGAGGCAAAAUUGAGGCGUUAUAGGCUGGAUGACCGAAAAAAGAAGCGUCACUUCCCGAGACCGCUUAUGAUAGUUGAGGAUUGGGAGGUAGAUGAUAAAACUGGUUUGGUUAAAGACCCUACAAUAUGUGAGAACUCACUCUAUCUAGCAGAAAAUGAUGAGGAGAAGGCUACUCCAUCGAUUACACCAGAAGAGAUAAUUUCCAUGGCGUAUCAGCAGAAGAAAGCUUGUAAGGUAUGUUGUGUUCCACUCUUAUUCCAAGGUUAUCCCAAGCGACAUCCACAAUCAUUUUCGAUUGAUCGGAUAGAUGAUGCUGAGGGACAUUAUCUUCAGAAUGUAAGACUUACCUGCCUCCGGUGUAAUGAAAGGCAUCGACGUUAA